Messenger RNA from Brassica napus (rape), 1261 nucleotides. RefSeq lists its product as uncharacterized. Lineage: Eukaryota; Viridiplantae; Streptophyta; Magnoliopsida; Brassicales; Brassicaceae. The record is from RefSeq and is a predicted model, not a curated record. The transcript has a single exon. Bases 122 to 1093 code for a protein of 323 amino acids.
UUAUGCACUCUGCAUAUAAAGGUCACAUUGCACCUGCUCAUCUUCUCCCUAUGUAGCAUUUUCAUUUCAUUAACAUUCCAUUUAUUAUCUUCAACCUUCCUUCUCUCUCUUUCGCUGCAACAUGGACAGUCCGACGAGCAUACGAAGUAAACCACCGCCGGAGAUUCUCUCCCCGUGUGGUAGCCAACGACGUAGGAGCAGCUGCGCCUCCAACUCACCGGAAUUCGAGUUCUGGCGUCUGUCAAACUCUUCAUUUCAUCAAACCGAAACAGAUCUCCUCUCCGCCGACGAGCUUUUUCACGACGGCGUUCUUCUCCCUCUUCACCUCCUCUCCAUCAAACCCGAACCUCAACCCGACUCGAGUGCCUCGGAGUGUGCCCCGGAUCCAUCUCUUUCGACUGAUACCUUGAUUACAGAGCAAAAACCCGAACCUAAACUCGGUUUAGGAUCCGAGUUGACCCGGGACACAACGGGUUCGAAGCGGUGGAGAGAUAUAUUCAAGAAGAGCGAAAAUAAACCGGUCGGGAAGAAAGAUAAGCGGAAAGAGAAUAGAAAGAAGGAUAAGAAGACCGGGUCGGGUUCGGGUUCAGGAGCGGAGCUGAAUAUAAACAUUUGGCCGUUUUCAAGAAGCAGAUCCGCUGGUAACAACGGGAUCCGACCCAGAAUAUCUUUUGGAGCUCCGACGACCCGGAAAGUCAGCAGCGCGCCGUGUUCCCGGAGCAACUCCACCGGCGAAUCUAAGUCUAGGAAAUGUCCUAGCAGUCCUGGUCGGAACGGCGUGCAUCUUGGUCGGAACAGUCCAGUCUUGCAAGUCCGACGUGGAAGUGGAGCUCCGACCGCGAAAACGAUAUCCGAGCGGGUGCGUAAAAGGGUAAUUCCUGAGGCGCGUAGGGGUAAAACUGGAAUAGAUGGCAAUAAAUCAAAAGUCAUAAACUUGAACGUGCCUAUGUGCAUCGGUUAUCGGAGCCGGUUAAGCUGCAGUAGCAACGUGGCUGGAGAUAGUAACAUUGGGAGUGACAAUUAUAUCGCCAAUGUUAAUAAUCCCAAUGGUUUAUUUGGCUUUCGUAAUCUUUUCAUUAAGAAAGUUCAUUAAGUAAGCUUUUCAGGGUGAUGAUUUGUCAAACCCUCUUAAUAGUCUCAAGGGUCCACUUUUAAUUUUUAAUUUGCUACUUUUGCUGUUAGUACGACGCCGAUGUGUGGAUUUGAGCAAAUUUUCGUGUUUGCUUAUAUUUCAUGUAAAAUAAGGAACAUUUUUUUUUUA